Molecule: messenger RNA, 2694 nt
Organism: Theileria parva strain Muguga
Lineage: Eukaryota; Apicomplexa; Aconoidasida; Piroplasmida; Theileriidae
Product: RAP domain protein
Exons: 15
Coding region: 74-2677 (867 amino acids)
Biological process (GO): mitochondrial RNA processing; regulation of mitochondrial mRNA stability
Cellular component (GO): mitochondrial matrix; ribonucleoprotein granule
Molecular function (GO): RNA binding
Source: RefSeq, a predicted model, not a curated record
GUUUAUUUAAAAUUUGUAACUUUACUCAAUUUAUAAUGUUAUUUAAUUUUGUUUGUAAUUAUAAUUUAAAACCAUGAAUAGAUGGAAUAAUUUUUGUAUUUCUGUAAAAUAUUUUAAAUAUUACACAUUUAAGAAUCACUCAUCAUAUCGCAUAAUCAGGAUUCCCAUAGAAGAUAAAACUCCACUAAAUUUUAAGUUAAUAAAUGAGAAACUGUUGGAACCUCAAGAGCUGAGUUCUUCAAGUAGAACUAAACUACUUGAUGUAUAUGAUGCAGUAUCAGACUUAAAUGUUAAAAAGAUACUUGAUGAUGUGUACUAUAAUAAGUUGGUGGAACAAACAUCACAUAUAAGUUCCACACUCAUCCCAGAAGAUUACGCCAAAAUUUUCAAUAAAUUCAGACAAUUCCCUAAAAUUACGUCAGAAUAUGUACAGUCUCUGAACUUACAAGUUCAAAGAUUGUCAAAAAAUUUCACAACGAAACAAAUAGCCAUUUUGCUAAGGUCGUAUGCACAUCUUAAAUCCAGAUCUGUAAAGACAAUUGCCGACUUAGUAGAAACAUUUAACAAGAAGUUUAAUGACUCUGAAGUAUGGGAACUUAGAGAAUUAGCCUCAGCUUUAGCUUCUCUUAAUAUUCCUUAUACUGGGCACACAAAGACCUUUUUUGACCAAACUGUGUCAAUUCUACCCAAGAGUCUUAAGACUAUGGACCCGAAUGAUAUCGCAAUAUUUGUAAAUUCGUUUGCUAGACUCCGUGUUCCACAUAAUGAAAUUUUACACUUUAUAGAGAUGAACAGCAAUAGAAUAGUAAAUAAUAUCCUUCCCAAGAAUUUCUCACUCAUAUUAAAUUCCUUUGCAAAGAACAUCAAAUACUCUGAUGGCCUUAUGGAUUCCUGCUCUAAAAAAUUAGUUAGUGUUUUUUCAGAUACUGAGUCGGAUUUUUAUAAUAAAAUGAACGUGAUUGACGUCUCAAUUAUCCUGAAUUCAUUCUCAAAACUUGAAUACUUCGACCAUAAAUUAUUCAACCUGUUUAUACCAUGGUUAAUGGAAAAGAUAAAUGGAGAAACCAAAACCUUAUCUUUGGUGCUGUUAGUACACGCUUACUCCCAAGCGGGAGUCAGGAGUAAGGAUUUGUUUUCAAAAAUAGCACACCAACUCAUAUAUAGAGUGUCAAACCUAAAUCCACAGCAAUUGGGGCUGGUUUCACUUUCCUAUGCUAAAAUAGGUUAUUCACCAUCACUUUUAUUUCACAGAAUAGCUGACGAAAUUAUAUAUAGAGGAACAAUAGGACUUAAAUAUGAAAGAUAUGACUUCGAUUUUCAAUCUCUAGAACAGAUAACACAGGCAUUCAGUAGAAUAGGGUUUAAGGAUAAGAGGGUUUUCUCAGUUUUGACCACACUCCUGAAGUCAAGACUAAAAAAUCAUAGAGAAGAGAUAAGCGGAGAAAUGCUAGCUUCAUUGAUGGUCUCCUUUUCUAGAAACAAAGUUGAUGGAUCAGUUCCGUUUAUAAACCAAGUUUUGGAAAAUCUGGAUGAUUACAACGCAUUUAGCACCAUUUCACUUUCAAAGGUUCUAACGUCAUUUCAUAAACUUGGAAUGAAAAAUUCCAAACUAACAGGAAAAUUGUUAAAAGAAACUAAACAAAGGGUGAACCAGUUUAUCCCGUCAGUUUUAAUUAAGGCUUUUAAGGCUCUAGCAAUGCUCAAGAUAUAUGACCCAACCCUGACCAAAGAGGUUAUUAAAAGGUGUUCUUUGCAGUUGGCCAACUUGUCAACGAUUGACCUUGCAAACUUAGUGUACUCACUAUCAGAAUUAUCAUAUCGUAACGUAACUUUCCUGAAAAAAUUGUCGGUGUGCAUAAAUUAUCAACUAAAUGACUUCAACAAUCAUGAUUUGCAUAUUCUCUUCUCAAGGCUUUCAAUGCUCAGAGUUUCUGAUUUGGAUUUGUUAACUAAACUGGCUGAUAAAAUAACGGCAGUUCAGCAUGAGCUAAAUGAAGUUGAGAAGUCUGAAAUAGCAAUUGCAAUAGUGUAUACAAUCACGCAUUUCGAAUGCUUAAAUAGGGAGAUAUCUGAAAGUUCAGGGCAAAAUACUACAUUUUAUCAAGUUCCAGAGCACUUUUAUAAUCUUCUUGAUCAUCUUUUGAGUCUUCUUGAACACAAAAUGGAUAUUAGUACAGUGUUCAGGCUUAAGACCAUAUACCUAUAUCUUCAAACUAAGCCUAAAAAAUUUUUGUCCAUGUCAAAAAAAUCAAGAGAAGUUCUAGAAAAGGCAAACUCGGUUGAAUUUAGCCUGGCAGAGUAUCUGUUAACAUCAUCGUCUGCCCAUAAGGAAAUCUCACAUUAUUUGAAUCUGAUUGGGCUAACUCACAAAAAUGAAGUUCAAGUUGGGCCUUACUUAAUUGAUAUAGUCCCUGUGUGUGCCGAAAAUGUUGCUAUCGAGUAUGAUGGGCCUUCUCAUUUCUAUGUUGAAACCGUAAUGCGAAACAUUAAAUCGAUUUUAAAACACGAGAUAUUAAAGAGUAGAGGAUGGAAGGUUAUUCAUAUACCAUACCAGGAGUGGGCUCAAUUAGUUGAUGAGAAGCAGAAGAUAAUAUACCUAAAUAAGAUAAGGAAGGAUAUUUUGGGUAACAACGGAAACGUGUUGGAAAAUAAUAUAAAAAACAAGCCUGUAACAUAAUGUAUUUAGGAAAUAAA